Molecule: messenger RNA, 1427 nt
Organism: Prunus persica (peach)
Lineage: Eukaryota; Viridiplantae; Streptophyta; Magnoliopsida; Rosales; Rosaceae
Product: transcription termination factor MTEF1, chloroplastic
Exons: 1
Coding region: 157-1167 (336 amino acids)
Biological process (GO): regulation of DNA-templated transcription
Molecular function (GO): double-stranded DNA binding
Source: RefSeq, a predicted model, not a curated record
AUCACAAUCUCCACAAUGAUAUUGCUUGGAGCAUUUUAAGCCUUAUCCUCUACCCACCCCACACCCCUUUCUCCUUCCCUCCCUUCUCCCCAAAACAACACUUCUACUACUCAUACCCAGCCAUGACCAGCACCCAAACCACACCCAAACAACCAAAUGCAAGAAACCCACUUCCUCACCACCACCAAGCAACCCUUUUUCUCCUCCUACUCCCACCCCAACCCCAAACCCCAAUCCCUCUCUUCCUCUCACCAUGACUCUUUACACCCCAAAAACCCAAAAUCCCCCCACUUCCCAAUCCUCUCCACCAAAACCACCCUCUCCCUUCCCCUCCAAUCCCUCAAGCCACCCUCCUCCCCAACCCCCCACUCAGACUUCCAGGAAAAAGUCCUCUACCUAGACUCAAUCGGCCUCGACUUCUUCUCCUUAAUCAACCACCACCCUCCGAUCCUCUCCUCCCCUCUCCCCCACAUAAAAUCCACCGUCCAUUUCCUCCUCACCUCCAUCGGCUUCAACUCCCCGGAGCUCCGCCGCCUCAUUGGCAUGUGCCCCGAAAUCCUCUCCUCCCGAGUCGCCGAAAUCGUCCCCGUCCUCACCUUCCUCCUCCGCGAGGCCCGCGUCAACGGCUCCGAUCUCCGCCGCGUCCUCAAUCGACGCCCCAGAUUGCUUGCCUGCUGCGUCAAGACCCGCCUCCGCCCCACCCUCUACUUCCUCCAGAGCAUCGGCAUUUCCCAAGUGAACAAGCACACCUCUCUCCUCUCCUGCAGCGUCGAGGACAAGCUCCAGCCCCGAAUCGACUACCUCGAGAAAAUCGGGUUCUCUCGCCGAGACGCUCUCUCCAUGUUUCGGCGGUUCCCGCAGCUCUUCUGCUACAGCAUCGAGCAGAAUUUCGAGCCGAAAUUCAAUUACUUCGUGGUGGAGAUGGGGCGAGACUUGAAGGAGCUCAAGGAGUUUCCGCACUACUUCUCGUUCAGCUUGGAGAAUCGGAUUCGGCCGAGACACCAGCGGUGUGUGGAGAAAGGGGUUUGUUUUCCUCUGCCUGUUUUGUUAAAAACCAGUGAGGCUCGGUUUCGGGAUAGGCUGGAGAUUUUUUGUAAUUCUUCCAUCCCUUUCAGAAAUUCUCCUCUGUGGUGUACAAAUUCGAUUUCUGAUGAUUUGGAAAAAUGAUAAAAAUAGGUGGUCUUUUUAACAUUUUGUUCGAAUUUUGGGGGAUAUAUCUGAAAAUUAAUUUUGAGGAGUAGCAUUUUCCAAAUACCCAAUUGAAUUUGGGGGGUGGUUUGGAGAUUUCUCAAAUUUAGGAGAAGUUUAGGUAAGAAUGAUAGAGUUGUACAAUAAUACUAGAGGUAUCAUACUAUCAUAUAACACAACAAUUGAUAUGAGAAUAUGUCAUUUGCUAGUAAUAAAUGUGGUUGAAACUUGGAAGUGGA